This is a messenger RNA of Fonsecaea multimorphosa CBS 102226, 1704 nucleotides long. RefSeq lists its product as uncharacterized. NCBI's taxonomy places the organism in Eukaryota, Fungi, Ascomycota, Eurotiomycetes, Chaetothyriales, Herpotrichiellaceae. Gene Ontology annotation, cellular component: membrane. Gene Ontology annotation, biological process: proton transmembrane transport. Gene Ontology annotation, molecular function: antiporter activity. The transcript is spliced from 3 exons. The record is from RefSeq and is a predicted model, not a curated record. Bases 1 to 1704 code for a protein of 567 amino acids.
AUGGCGGACGCUGCCCUCCCAUAUCAUGAGCCAGGCAUCAUCACAAUUCUAAUCCAGUCGUCUUUCCUACUGGUCUUGAACACUCUAGGGUUUGCUCUGGACCGUGUUUUCUACUGUGGCCUUGUGGGCCAGGUCCUCAUUGGAAUGGCAUGGGGCGCACCUGGCUUGAGGCUGUUGGCCCGUCCAUUUGAGGAUGUGGCAGUGCAGCUCGGUCACCUUGGCUUGAUCGCGAUUGUCUUCGAGGGCGGGCUGGCGACUUCAGUUAAGUCACUGGGGCGCUCCAUGAUUCUGUCUAUCUGCGUGGCCCUCACCGGGAUAUGUCUCCCAAUGGCCCUGUCUUUCUCUCUGAUGGCGAUGUCCAAUGCCACAAAGCUGCAAGCUUUCGCCGCUGGAGCUGCGCCAUGUUCAACGAGCUUAGGUACCACCUUCAGCCUUUUUAAGACGACGAACCUAACGACGAGUCGCUUGGGCACGAUCCUUACCAGUGCCGCAAUGUUGGACGAUGUUGCUGGGCUGAUCAUGGUUCAGAUUAUAACUAAUCUGGGCUCUGGUCCCACGUCUAUUUCAGCCACUAUGAUCAUGCGCCCUGUUUGUGUCCCUUGCUUUCGCCAUCGUCCUACCGGUGGUCUGCAAGCUCUUGCGCUUUUGGCGACCGUGGUCACCGCGGCGAGCUACGCAGGCACAUCAAACCUGUUCGCCGCUUAUAUGGCAGGACCUACUGUAUCCUGGAUAGACGAAGCUAGUGUACGGGCAGCAGGUGGCCUAUCCCGAAAGAAGUGUUCACAGAUGCGAAAACUUCAGAAACAUACGGUCAGUGAGGCCUCCAACGUCAGGUCAGUACACUCUGGCACCGCUCGGAAUGCUAGGGAUAUCCCUGAAUCAAGCGGUGAGAAACCACAAGUCCACCACCCGUUUCUGAUUCAGUCAUCGAGACUGUCUUGCGAACUGACGCCGCCUCCAGAGGAUCCAGAAUCGGCAACGAAUGUCGAUCAAGAUGCAGGAUCAGCCGAUAUCCCAGACGCACUGGACGUGGAGAGCCGUAGCCUCCAGAUGUACAACCACUACUAUGCACCUACAGUGGAGCGCAUUUUGAAACCGUUCUUCUUCGCAUCCAUCGGCUUUUCCAUCCCGAUCACCAAAAUGUUCCGAGGCCCCGUCAUCUGGCGCGGUCUAGUCUACGCAACACUGAUGGCUAUCGGCAAACUCUUCUGCGGCAUGUGGCUUGUUCGCAUCUCCAACUCGUCACCACCAGCACCGCGACCUGCUCGUCCUCCGCAGCCUGCAACAUCCGACGAAAGGCGCGCCACGGAUACGCAGGAGAGAAAGAAGAAGAACAAGGCUACUCCUGCCCUGCGCAACUCCCUUCCCCGUCCAAAGUCCUUAUAUCUCGCAUCCAUCCUCGGCUGCGCGAUGGUCGCUCGCGACGAGAUCGGAUUCCUCAUUUCCGCCCUUGCAGCCACGAACGGCAUCUUCACGCGCAUCAAAGGUGCGGCCGCGGACGGAGACCGAGAUGGAGACGGGCUAGUAGUCUCGGAUCUAUACCUUAUCGUGACAUGGGCGAUUCUUCUCUGCACCCUUGUCGGGCCGCUCGCUUUGGGUGUUCUGGCGAAAAGGGUCCGGAGGCUUCAAGACGAGGAGGUGCGAGAUGGAGAUAGCGGUCUCGGGACGAAGGAGGAUCCUUGGGGUAUUUGGGGAGUGAAUUAG